Molecule: messenger RNA, 2316 nt
Organism: Lampris incognitus (smalleye Pacific opah)
Lineage: Eukaryota; Metazoa; Chordata; Actinopteri; Lampriformes; Lampridae
Gene: ncaph
Product: non-SMC condensin I complex, subunit H
Exons: 15
Coding region: 16-1734 (572 amino acids)
Biological process (GO): mitotic chromosome condensation
Cellular component (GO): condensin complex
Molecular function (GO): chromatin binding
Source: RefSeq, a predicted model, not a curated record
CAUUUAAUUGAUUACAUGGCUGAUAUUCUCAAACAGAAGGAUUCAGAGCUCACCAACUUUAAGGUGGCAGCAGGCACUCUGGAUGCCAGUACAAAGAUUUAUGCUGUCAGGGUGGAUGCUGUGCAUGCUGAUGCCUACAAAGUUCUUGGUGGCCUGGGCUCUGAGACUAAACCUGUGGCAGAGCAUGGCCCAAUGGAGGAAGGAGACGUGGAGGGAAGUUCUGCAGGGGAACUGACCACCAAGCAGCCAAAGAAGAAGAGACCUCCUAAGAAGACAGUGGAACAGAACCUGAACAACAUCAACAGUACUGAGUCUGAAAGAAAGUGUGAGGUGGACCCCAUGUUUCAACGCAUGGCUUCGUCCUUUGACGAGAGCAGCACAGCAGGUGUCUUCCUCUCUGUGCUCUUCAGUGAGGACAGCCGCUGCGAGCUUCUCUUCCCCUCCCACAUGACCCUGCUCCAGUCCAGGCCAUCUUUCAACCCUCCUCCUGCACAGCAUGUCUCUGCAUCACCUUUCAAAAGUAGUCUGCAGCAUGCUCAGGACAAGAACUCCAUCUGUCCCUCUUUAGAAGACUUUUCCUUCAUAAGCUGGAACCCUGACCAGACCACAAACCAGCUGCUUGAGAAGAUGAAGCUAGGUGAACAUGUGUUUGAUGUGAAUGCCGAGCCGGAACCAGAGCUAAAUGAGGACGACUGCCAGGACUUUGAUGCCGACUACGAGGAGGGUGAAUGUGGAGAGGAACCCAAGGACUGUAUUGAGGCCUGUGAGGCCUCAAUGGCCCAUAAAAGCCGGGAUGUGAUUCCCAUUGGGGAGGCCGACAUUGCCACCAUGUGUCUGCAGCUGUCCUCACAGCCCAGGGAGUACUCCUACUUCAGCCCCAGGACAAUGGCUACGUGGGCCGGGCCCGGCUACUGGCAGUUCAAACCAAAGCACAAGCUGGACCACAUGCCUGACAAGGAGACACGUAAAAGGAAGCCGAAGAAGACUUUUGAAAUAGACUUCAGUGAUGAUGUCAACUUUGACACUUACUUCCGUACCACAAGAGCUGCCACCACUAAUGCCAAGUCUGGCCUCAGCACCAGCAACAAGAAGACCAUUCUACCUACCAACUUCCAAUUCCCUCCCGAGACCCUCUCUCAGCUCACCCUCAAACCCUGCAGCACGCUGUAUCAAGAGGCCCAGAGGCGGCUGUCUGGAGAGCUAGGUGAGGGCAUCGGAGACUACGACUACAACAACGCCAAAGACACGGCCAACUUCUGUCCUGCUCUUCAGGGUGGGGACAGUGAUGACGACGCCGAAGGGUUCGCUGGUUCAGAUGACACCCAGGCUGACGAUAUACCCAUGUCCUCGCAAGACCUCAAAAGAAUCUCUGUAUACGGGGAGGAUGAUUUGGUGCCUGAGCCGCAAAGGGUUAACAAGAUUGAGAUAAAUUAUGCUAAAACAGCUAAGAAAAUGGACAUGAAGAGACUCAAGAAUAGCAUGUGGACUCUUCUAACUGAAAGUCUAGAAAAACCCAGAGAGGAGGCAAACACAGCAGACUCAUCAGAAAUCACUGGGCAGAAAGUAUUCAGUGAGACAACCAAGACUCUGCUUAAAAGAUUACCCAGUACCAUGGCUCAGAACCUGUCUGUGCCCCUGGCAUUCGUGGCUCUGCUCCACCUAGCCAAUGAAAAGAAUUUGGAGCUGGUGAAGGUUGAUGACAUGUCGGAUAUCAUCAUCCAGCAAGGACAGUAAAAAGAGAUAGAUGAAAUUAUGUUCUUUUCCAUUUUCCCAUUUUAAUCCUAUUGUAUAUAACUCUCAACCAGUUUCUCAUGUCAAAAAGCCCAUUUUUUUAUCUUGCUUCCCCCCACUAUUUUUUCCCCAAUUAUACCUGGCCAGUUACCCCCCACUCUUCGGAGCCGUCAUGGUCACUGCUCCACCCACUCUGGCACUCCAGGGAGGGCUGCAGACUACCACAUGCCUCCUCCGAUACAUGUGGAGUCACCAGCUGUUUUUUUUUCACCUGACAUUGAACAAUUUCGCCAGGGGGACCUAGCGUGUUGGAGGAUCACGCUUUUCCCUCCCAGUUUCCCCUCCUUCCCAAACAGGCACCCUGACCGACCAAAGGAGGUGCUAAUACAGCAACCAGGACACAUACCCACGUCCAGCUUCCCACCUGCAGACGUGGCCAGUUGUAUCCCAGAUGCCCUUUUAUGUUGCUUUUAUGAACCAUUUAAUAUUUGUUCCCUUUUAAGUUACUUGUGAAAUGUCAAAUUUUUGUGUUUCAAACAUUUCAUUGCUCUUAUGCUAUUGAACUGUUACAUCCUUGUGAGAUAC